Messenger RNA from Parathielavia appendiculata, 1419 nucleotides. RefSeq lists its product as uncharacterized. The transcript has a single exon. The record is from RefSeq and is a predicted model, not a curated record. Bases 1 to 1419 code for a protein of 472 amino acids. NCBI's taxonomy places the organism in Eukaryota, Fungi, Ascomycota, Sordariomycetes, Sordariales, Chaetomiaceae.
AUGAAGCCCGCGUACUUCACCCUUGGCCUUUUCGCCACCCUCACCUCUGCCGCCUCCAGGCGACACCCACGAUACCUGCGUUUUAUGAGAAGCGAGAACGGAACCAUCUCCAGCGCCUCUGCCGACAAUGUCUCGGGAACCGUCUCUAUCCCGUUGUCAACUGGAGUGUCCUCAGAUACGGCCAGCGCCGUCACCACUGCUGCGCCUGUCGCAACUGACGCCGCUUCUUCCGGGCUCACCACUCUGACCGUGUCCAUGACAUCGGUCCGUACCAUCACCUCCUGUCUCCCCGAGGUUAUCGACUGCCCUGCGAGGACCGAGGAUCUCGCGAGCUUCCCAAGUGAGGCCCUCGGCACCACCACCGUCACCGACGUUAUUAUCCUGACCGAGACCGUCUGCCCGGUGACUGCUGUCCCCUCCAUUUCGUCUAGUGUCCUGUCUGAAGCCUCCGAAGGCAUCAUCACCGGCAGCACCGUGACCACUACUGCCACCGCUGCGGCCCAACCGCAUGUCACGACCGCCACUGAGACCAAGGUUGCUACCCUGACCGUCACUAAGGUGAUGACCAUUACAGUGGGCGGCAACGGCAACGGUGCCGGCGAAGUCGUCACCACCACUGUCGAGUCUACUACCGAGUCCACCACCGUUGAGGUCAUCACGCACACUGUGUCAGAGUCCGGGGAGACAGCAACGACGACCUCUGCUGCUGCCGCGGGUGAGCAAGACACCACCACCACCGAGACCAUCACCUCGACGGGUACCCGCACCGUCACCGUGGUGAAGGCCACCUCCGCCACUACUGCGACUGCCAGCCCCGGUGGCGCUGGCGGAGAAAACACCGGCAACGAUACCGGCAAUGGCAACGGCAACGGCGCCACAUGCGAUUGUGCCGCCAGCAUCGUGACCGUCACCCAGGUAGCCGUCACACACACCGUGACCGUCCCGGCCUCCACCGUCUACGUUACUGUCACCGGCACCGGCCACCCCGCGGCCCCCUCCGCAGCCGAGGGCGGCGAAACAACCACCGCGACGGCUGACGCCGUGCACACCUCCACCACCGCCGCGGCGGCCACCACCACUACCACGGCUGUCGGCAACGACACCGGCGACGACGCCGAGGAGUCGGAUUGUCCCACUGACGAAGUCGUCACCGUCACCGCCACCGGUACCGCCUCGGAUACGGCUACGGCUACGGCUACGGCUACCGAGUCUGCGUCGGCGACCGUCACGCCCGGCGGCACGAACGGCGCGGCAGAUGGUGAGGAGACCGAUUGCCCGGCUGAUGAGGUCGUCACCGUGACGGCGUCCGCGUCCGAGACGGCUUCCGCUUCCGCUUCCGCUGAGGAUUCGGAUUCUGCUUCGGCCUCAGCGACGGCAACGGCAAGCACGACUACGGCUGCGCCGUCCGGGCUUUAUUAA